UGUGACCUCAACUGCGAGAUGAAAUAUGUCAGCUAUUUGCAUGAUUUGGACAAUGGUUAUCUUUCUGUUCCUCAUUCCGGUCACACAAGCUGCUCAGGAUUACGUUUUUGUGUCGGCAUGUCCUCUUGGAUCCUCAGAAUGGCAGACGGAGGCCACACGGAAAAAUUGUCAAGAGCCAACGCCCGACUAUCUGUGUGCAGCGAUAGAAAAUUCCCCUGGCCAGUACGGCGAAAUUUGCACCAAAUAUGGUUUAUCCCCAUCAGGGACGUGUGCAGUUCUCAAUGAACAGACGCAUAACUUGGACUCUGUUCCGUGUGAGGCACCAGCGGGAUGUCCAGACAAUCCCUACAAUCCAGGAGAACUUUAUAAUUGGCCAAUUUGUUUUGGAGAUUUUUAUGGAAAAGAAAGAACUAAAUCAACCAUAAGAACAAAAGUUUAUGAAAUAACAACAACACAGCUGUGGAAUAUAACGUUCGUUGCUGCUACCGGUGAAACACAAGAUGGGGACGGUGGACUGGUUACCGGAAUCGUUAUAAUGGUACUGCUCAUCGUAGUUGGCUCCCUUGUAGUGCUUUGUAUUCUGGAUAGGAAAUACAACUGGGGCUUGAGGAAGGCCAUAAGAAACCGUGUUACAGAUCAAUUUGGCCGAUUACAUACUCAGAGAACAGAGAGUUCCAUAACAAGAGAUGAAGAACAAGCAAAAAAUGACGAUGACAUAGGAAAGGAACGUUUGCUGUCAAGUAAUAGAGGAAAUGAUUUUCUGCCGCCAGAUCGAUUUGACCGAUUACCUGCUCAUAGAGAAGAAAGUGCCAUAACAGGAGGUAAAUUAAAUGAAACAUUGGAUUUUUAUGAAGAAGAACAAGCAGAAAAUGGCGAUGAUAUCGGAAAGGAACGUUUGCUGUCAAGUAAUACACGUAAUGAUUUCCUGCCGUCAGAUACGUAUGAAGAGCCAUUAUCAGGAUUAAAGACAACUACAGGAGAUGGUGUACUAGUUUUUGGAGGAACCAUUUCACAGAAACUUACACUUCUUCAACGCUAUCUCGUUAUUUGCCUAACAAAAUAUGUAGGCAUCGAGGAAUUGAAAGAAAAAAUCAUUCUAUUCAAAAGUUCUCUAGACGAACAUUUUAACGAAGUAUUGCUAGAACCCUUACAAAGCCUAAAGUCUUUGAAGGAUUAUGAAAAAAUAGAUAUGUUGGUAGUUUACAAUCUUCUUCGUAAUGUUUGUGAACACAUACAGCCGCCUACACGGGGGUGGGACUACGAACCAGAUGAUACUGACUUAGGACUGGGAGCUGAUAUUGAGAGGGUACGUUUAAUGUGGAAUAGAUACUGCGAUGGGAAGACCGUAUUUGAUAACCUUGAUGCUCUAUAUGGAAGAAUGCAGAAAAGAUAUGGAAUUCCUGAGAUGCAAAUUAAUGAAGAGCAGGAUGUUGACCAGUGCCAAGUGCUUAUAGAAAAACUAUCGCCAAGUGUUCAACUAAAGCCUGCAUGCGAAGUUAGAAGUGGGAUUGUCACUAGAAAACAAAUAACGUUGGUAAAGGAAAUCCUCAAUGAAAGUGGUUUAGUGAUUUGUAAAGGUGCAAUAGGAUGCGGGAAAACUAGUUUCCUGAAAUACUUCGAUGAGCUUUACAGAAAGUUUGGCUGGGCUGUAAAAUGGAGGGAGGAGAUGUUGAACAGCCCGGAUGUCGUUAUUAAAGAAAAUGAGAAGGUUCUGUUAUGUUGUGAUAACUUUUUUGGAACUUAUGAUAAAUGUGCCUCUAGCGCCACUUCAGAAAUUAUUGAUGUUUUGAAUUAUCCAGAAAAAAAUGAUCAAGGUGGCGAACUGAAAAUCUUGCUGGCUAUCCAUGAUCAUGUCUAUGAUGGGUUGCAGAGUAAUACAUCUUUAAAUAUUCUACAGAACAAACGAGCCGUAGUUGACUUAAACGAGUUAACCGAUGCUGAACAGAUGCUUAUUUUCAAAGAGCAAAGAAAGAAUGGCCAUUGUACCAUUGAUCUAAAAUGCUGGUUCCGGAGGGUUGAGUUUGAAUCGCUGAAAAAUGCGUUAAAAGGGAAUUCAGGAUUAAUCGGUGACCCGGGUUUAACUUUAUUAUAUUGUAACCAUCAUGCCAUUUUUGCCAACAAGGAAGCAACAUUAAACCCUUUGAAAACGCUGUGUUCUUUGUUUCAGAAUAUAUUGUCAGUAAAACCAGAUUUAUUCAAUAUUCUUGUGUUCACCAUGUUUAUUAAAACUCAUACCUUUGAUGAAGAGAUACCAGACUGGGCAGCAGCAGAACCGUUUGGUCUAACAGCUGAUGACAUCCGGGAAAAUAUCCGACAUCUCCAUGGUUACCUUGAUGUUUCUGUUGAUGGAAGGACAAUGAAAAUGAAACAUGAACUGUUCAGUAUCACUUUGUUCCACGUUUGUGCAAGAGAUCCUAUCUAUUUACCCACCCUUUUAAAUCAUUGCCACUUUGAGAUGAUAGAACAACUUCUUCGUCCACCCAACACUGAAACUCAGGCAGACUUUCCCAUCACAUUGGACGAAACCAAUUUCCAAAGACUUAUUUCAAGAAUAAUAAAAGACAAUUUGUAUGCGAAGCUCAAAAAUCAUCCUUUCUUGCAAAAUACUAAAUUCUGUUCAAGUUUGAAAAAAAGUUGUUCAAAAGACGUAUGGAAAAGUUUCUUUGCGAAUAAGUGAUCUAUCGUAUUAUGAAAUUUAAAAGAAGCAAUCAUCAGUAUAUAUUCAAUAUACUCUCAUAUUCGAAAAAAUCAAUAUGUUAUAAAAUUAAAACGAGUUAACUGAUGCUGAACAGAUACUUAUUUUUAAAGAGCAAGAGGAAUGAAGGGCAUUGUACCAUUAAUCCGAAAUGUUGGCUUUGAAUCGUUGAAAGAUGUGUUAAGAGAAAAUUUGAGAUUGAUUGGUGAUCCAGUUUUAACUUUAUUAUAUUUUAACCAUCAUGACAUAUUUGCGAAAAAAAGGGCUACAUUAAACCCUCUGAAAACGUUGUGUUCUUUAUUUCAGGACUUUUCGUCAGAAAAAAACCAAAGUUUUUCAACAUUCUUGUUUACACCUUGUUAACAAAAACUCAUACCUUUGAUAAAGAGAUACCAGACUGGGCUGCAGCAGAACCGCUUGGACUUACAACUGAUGACAUCUGGAAAAAUAUCCGGCAUAUCAUGGCUACAUUGAUGUGUCUGUUGAUGGAAGGACGAUGAAAAUAAAGCAUGGACUGUUCAGCAUUGCUCUGUUCCACGUUUGUGCAAGAGAUCCUAUAUAUUUACCUGCUCUUUUAAAUCAUUGCCACUUUGAGAUGAUACAGGAACUCUUUCGACCACCCAACAUCGACUCCCAGUCAUACUUUUCCAUCACAUUGGAUGAAACGAAUUUUGAAAAACUUAUUUCUAGAAUAAUGAAACACAAUUUGUAUACGAAUCUCAUAAAUCAUCCUCUCUUGGAAAAUACCCAAUUCUGUUCGACUUUGAAAAAGAGAUGUUCUGAUGACGUAUGGAAACUUUUCUUUGCGAAAAAGUGAUUUAUCAUAAGAUGAAAUUUAAGAGAAUGAAUCGCCAGGAUAUAUAUUCAAAAUACCAUCAUAUUUGAAAAAAAAUCUAUGUUGUAAAGAAAUUUGAAAUAACAUUCUUAAUUUUCGUUUUUAGUGUGAUCAAAGUAACUAACAACAAGUUAGAUACGACGCUAUAUUUUUACAAAAUACUAGUAACUCUAAAAGGGUCUCACUGCAAGUGGAAUUUU
This is a messenger RNA of Saccostrea cuccullata (small rock oyster), 3730 nucleotides long. RefSeq lists its product as uncharacterized. NCBI's taxonomy places the organism in Eukaryota, Metazoa, Mollusca, Bivalvia, Ostreida, Ostreidae. The coding region runs from base 26 to 2677 and encodes 883 amino acids. The record is from RefSeq and is a predicted model, not a curated record. The transcript is spliced from 12 exons.